AUGAAGUUCCUUUCACAAGCCGCCAUUGUCCUGCUGGCCACCGGCGUCUACAGUCGGGCCGUCGAGCAACGCGACCUCGCAACCGUCACCGGUGUCUUGACGCAGGUCCAGACUGGCAUUGAUACCCUCGACGCGGCCGUCAAGGCCUUCAACGGCGACCCUGCUCCCGUCAAGGACAAGUCUGACGCGUUGGUCAGCACCAUCAACACCGGGAAGGCCAGCGUUCAGGGGUCAACUCCGUUGACUCUUCAAGACACAAUCGCCCUCUUCAACCCCGUCAACGAGCUCAAGGCUCACUCCAAGACACUCUCGGACGACUUGCUCGCGCGACGAGGCGAUAUCGCGGCCGCCAAGCAGUGCGACGUCACGCGAAACCAGAUUGGCCAAAUCAACACUGCGAGCCAGGGUCUCAUCACAGCUAUCGUCGACAAAGUUCCCCCGGAGGGCAAGGCCAUUGCCCAGCAGCAGGCUCAGGGCAUUACCGAUGUGUUGAACGAGGCUCAGGCUAACUUUGCACCUGAUAAGUGCCAGAAUGCUGCCUAG
Purpureocillium takamizusanense is the source of this 543-nucleotide messenger RNA. RefSeq lists its product as uncharacterized. Gene Ontology annotation, cellular component: extracellular region. NCBI's taxonomy places the organism in Eukaryota, Fungi, Ascomycota, Sordariomycetes, Hypocreales, Ophiocordycipitaceae. The record is from RefSeq and is a predicted model, not a curated record. Bases 1 to 543 code for a protein of 180 amino acids. The transcript has a single exon.